UCUUUGAGGGUUGCACAUUUUCCCUUCAUAGUAUUAUCAUUGCGGCAUCUUGUAAAUAUCCACAGUCUUUGUUUUCACGUGGUGUCACUAAACAUCAUGGCGGCUGGUUUCAAAACCGCAGAGCCACUUGAAUAUCACAGGAGCUUUUUGAAAGAAAACUGUCGUUCAGAUGGAAGGGAUUUGGGAGAGUUUAGACCCACAACGUUAAACAUUAACUCCAUAAAUACUGCAGAUGGAUCAGCAAUGGUUAAAAUAGGAAACACGACGGUGAUGUGCGGGAUUAAAGCUGAAUUAGCAAUGCCCUCUUCUGAUUCUCCAAAUAAAGGAUAUAUAGUCCCAAAUGUAGAUCUGCCACCUCUGUGCUCAUCUAAAUUCAGACCUGGGCCACCAGGGGAACAAGCUCAGGCCGCCAGUCAGUUUAUGGCUGAUGUCAUUGAGAGUUCAGAUUUAAUAAACAUGGAGGAAUUGUGCAUUGAAAAAGGAAAGCUUUGUUGGGUGUUGUAUUGUGAUAUAAUGUGUUUGGAUUAUGAUGGGAACUUACUUGACAGCUGCAUUAUAGCUCUGCUGGCAGCUUUAAAGAACGCAAAACUCCCUGAAGUCACGAUAAACAAAGAGACAGAUUUAGCGGAAGUUGACAUCCAGACAAAGAAACAUUUGAAGAUCAACCGGCACCCUUUUGGCUCAUCGUUUGCAGUUUUUGACGAUACUAUCAGUAUAGUAGACCCUACAGCCGAAGAGGAAAACUUGUCUACAGCGUUAUUGACUGUAGUAACAGAUGAAGAGGAUCGACUGUGUGCCAUUCACAAACCAGGUGGGACUUCUUUAUCAGCUGAAAAACUGCAGCACUGCAUAAAUCGCGCCGUAACCAGAAACAAAGAAAUCGUCAAACUGCUGGACAAAGUGACCGAGAUCGUAAAGACGUCCAAAUAAACACACCAAGACGUUUUUUAUCUAAAAGCUGUAUUUUUCACUGUCAAUAUAUACUUUCUUUUAUCACAAUAAAACUGCCGACAAAGACCAUUUACAAAAA
Molecule: messenger RNA, 1030 nt
Organism: Paramisgurnus dabryanus
Lineage: Eukaryota; Metazoa; Chordata; Actinopteri; Cypriniformes; Cobitidae
Gene: exosc8
Product: exosome component 8
Biological process (GO): TRAMP-dependent tRNA surveillance pathway; U5 snRNA 3'-end processing; U1 snRNA 3'-end processing
Cellular component (GO): nuclear exosome (RNase complex); cytoplasmic exosome (RNase complex)
Molecular function (GO): mRNA 3'-UTR AU-rich region binding
Source: RefSeq, a predicted model, not a curated record